This is a messenger RNA of Camellia sinensis, 824 nucleotides long. Lineage: Eukaryota; Viridiplantae; Streptophyta; Magnoliopsida; Ericales; Theaceae. The record is from RefSeq and is a predicted model, not a curated record.
AUCGGCACCGAACGCCCGCUGUGAAACCGCUGUCGUUUGCCGGGCUGUGCUUUGCAGCAGUGAUAGAUAGAGAGAGAGAGUAGAGAUAGAUAGAUAGAUAGAUAGAUAGAGAGAGAGAGCAAAGAAAAAGUCAUGGUUACGGUAUAGAAAGGGACUCACAAUUGCGACACAAAAAUGGUUGAACUCGAAGAACUAGGGCCUCCUCUUCCGCCGCCGCAGGCAUCAUCUGAUGCUGCCCCUCCGCCGCAGCCCGCACCCCCUCCCCGAUUCGAUCCCAGCCGCAUGAUUGGUAUUAUCAGAAGGAAGGCCUUGAUAAAAGACUUAGCUGCUGUAUACCAUGCAGAGUGCCUUGCAUACUGUCAAGAACUGUUGGAACUCCAAAGAAAGUGGGAAGAGCCACAUACAAACACAAAAACUCCGGAGGAUUCAAGGAAAGAAACGAUGAGGCCCCCCAAACGCUUGAAGAAAUCUUGCUAGGCAUCAAUUUUCAUAUGUGGCGAUGCCUUCAGUAUUUUAUUGAAAUCCCUACGGCUGGAUAAAAUGCAUAUUCUCAAGCACCCAAGAGUUGAAGAGACUGGUUGGAGCCAACAGAUAGGAUGAAUCUGAAAUUAGUAUUAGUUAAUACAGGAUCAUUAUUGUGGGUAAGCAUCACAAUAACUCACAAUGUGUAUAAAUUUGUGGUGUGGAAGUGUGUCAAUCUUUUCCUUUUGUUUGUUGGGACAUUCUACUUGUGUAUCAUCCAAUGCAUUUUGUUUAAAUUGAUCAGGAAUUAGAACAGUUGGUUUUGAAAUCUACUGGUUUUUACUUCCUAUACUUCUUCGCUA